GCCUCAAGCCGGGCUUCCCGUACGCCGGCCCGCACAAGAAGAGCGAGACGGUCGGCGCCAAGCAGUUCCUCAAGAUUGCCGAGCGCCUCGGCGUCAAGUUCAUGGUCUUCCUCGGCGACUUUAUCUACGCCGACGUGCCCUACUUUGCCGGGAACGGCGUCGACCAGUUCCAGAAGCGGUACCGGCAGACGUUCGCGAGCCCCGAGGUCAAGGCGCUCGUCGAGAAGGUGCCCAUGGUCGGCAUCUUUGACGACCACGAGAUCUACAACGACUACUCGGCCAACGCGUCGUCGCCGUCGUACGCGCCCGCCAUGCAGGCCUACCAGGAGUACGUCGGCGCCGCCAACUACGACCCGGUCGAGCCCGGCGUCCACUACUACGACUUCCGUGUCGGCGACUCGGCCUUCUUCGUGUGGGACACGCGCAGCUACCGCUCGGACAACGCCAACGACGACGACGACGUCAAGACGAUGCUCGGCGACCGUCAACGCGAGGCGUUCUUCGACUGGGCCGCAAAGGUCAACCAGACGGUCACGUGGAAGUUUGUCGUCUCGAGCGUGCCCGUCAUGUCGCUCUGGUCGCACGGCGAGGACACGUGGGCCUCGUUCCUUACCGAGCGCGACGCUAUCCUCGACCUCCUCGAGCACGUGCCCAACGUCAUCGUCCUGUCGGGCGACCGCCACGAGUUUGCGGCCGCGAGCCUCAGGACGACCGUGACCGAGUUCUCAACGAGCCCGUUCAACAUGUUCUACCUGCCCGUGCGCACCCUCAGCCAGAAGCACUCGCGAGGUGCGACGGGCGAGGACACGCUCCUGCAGUACCUUCCCGACGGCAACACCAAGGUGACGACGUUCGAGGUCGACACGCGCGUGCUCAACAAGCCCGUCGUGCGCGUCCGCGUGUGGAUCGACGGCGCCGAGGCGUGGCACGUCGACGUCCUCGGGCAGCCCAUCCUGCGGCCCGGCCCGCUCUCGGUCGUCGACGGCGCCGUCGGCAGCGUCGGCAAGGGCCUGCGCGAGCUCCUCACGUUCCUCAGGAGGUCGUGGUGGAACUGAGGUGGGAGAGAGGGAGGAGGAACUCGAGCGAGGCGGAGCUGGAGGAGCGAGUCGAGGUGGGUCGAGUCGAGUCGGAGGAUUGCGUUUUCCCUUGUCCAUACUGGAGCGUCCCCUCUCUCACGUCCGGCUAAUCGAUACCCCCUGCGUUGCCGUUACCUGCAAUCGUACCUAAAGCCGCUUGUAGCACCC
Messenger RNA from Rhodotorula graminis WP1, 1244 nucleotides. RefSeq lists its product as uncharacterized. Lineage: Eukaryota; Fungi; Basidiomycota; Microbotryomycetes; Sporidiobolales; Sporidiobolaceae. Bases 102 to 1055 code for a protein of 317 amino acids. The transcript is spliced from 5 exons. The record is from RefSeq and is a predicted model, not a curated record.